This is a messenger RNA of Candidula unifasciata, 704 nucleotides long. The record is from the annotation of a GenBank genome assembly. NCBI's taxonomy places the organism in Eukaryota, Metazoa, Mollusca, Gastropoda, Stylommatophora, Geomitridae.
AUGGUUCGUGUCAAGGAGUGUCAGUCAAACACUUCUUCAGCACAGGCUGAGGUCAUGCCAAGAAAUAACUUCCUGCAGGUGCUAGGCCCUCCCAAACACAGUAUGAAAGAUGGGGAGACAGUUGGGUUUGAAAAUCUCGGCAACACAUGUUUCCUGAAUGCUCCAUUGCAGUGUUUAUCAGCUUUGGAGCCACUGACUCUGGACAUUCAGUCGGCUGUAGACCAGUAUGGGAAGGAGAUCACACCCGACUCUCUGACAAGAAAAUUGUACGUGCUGAUGAAGGAUGUGAGAAGACAUCACGUGUGCCCUGAGCAUAUUAAAGAGCUCUUGAUCAAGCUUCGAUUGGACAUGAAUUUCAAGUUUACUCCCAACACACAGCAGGAUGCGCAUGAACUACUGUCAGAACUGCUGAACCGUGUCGAUGAGGAAGUGAAAGCUGCCAUGAGACUGCAUUCGAGUAGACUUUCUGUGUCCACACGAGAAUCUGCUGUCAGAGAGGCUCCAGAUGCAGGGUCACAAGUGUCUCUACUGGACAAGCCUAGACUGGAACAAUCUGCCCUGCCCAUCCUGAUGCCUACACCAACAGAGAGCAACUUUUGCUGGUCUUACAGAACCUGCAUCUACUUCCACGAGUGCAAAACGGAGAUGGUCUCCUCGCAGACAGAGCAGGAAAUGACCCUGAUGCUAGCAUUGGAUUCCAGCAC